Messenger RNA from Penicillium cinerascens, 2292 nucleotides. RefSeq lists its product as uncharacterized. Gene Ontology annotation, molecular function: potassium ion transmembrane transporter activity. The transcript has 5 exons. Lineage: Eukaryota; Fungi; Ascomycota; Eurotiomycetes; Eurotiales; Aspergillaceae. Gene Ontology annotation, cellular component: membrane. Bases 1 to 2292 code for a protein of 763 amino acids. Gene Ontology annotation, biological process: potassium ion transmembrane transport. The record is from RefSeq and is a predicted model, not a curated record.
AUGACGACGAUUCGGAUCGCAGAUGAUGCGCGUCAAGGUGGUGAAAGUCGCUUGAGUGGUGAAGGCGCUAUCUCCAGGACAACAUCCACCGUGCAACCAGAAGGAGACGAAGGCGACGAUAACAUCUACAAUAUCCGCUCCCAGGCCAGGCUUCCUGGUCGGAUCAGCCGCAUAUCCACAGGUCAAGAGCAAGCAGAUGAGGACCCCAGUUUGCGAACACCUGGCGACUUCAAAGAGAAGCAGAACUUCAAGGGUAGGGUCCUUCUGUGGCUAGCUUACCAGUCGAUUGGCGUCAUCUAUGGCGACAUUGGAACCAGUCCCCUUUAUGUAUUCUCGUCAACAUUCAGCUCGGCACCAUCACGACAGGACCUCGUCGGGAUGAACAUCACUUACCGCGAUCCCAGGGAGGCCUCACUAGUUCGGAUGAAACGGUAUCUGUCUGGCGACCUCGAACGUGCUGGUCAAAGAGUGCGACAUCGCAUCGAAUCUAGCAAGGUCGCUAGGGAAGUAUUGAAAGUCAUAGGAGUGUUGGCCGUGACGAUGGUCCUUUCCGACGGCCUCCUUACCCCCGCGCAAUCAGUAUUGGGGGCUGUGCAAGGGAUUGAAGUCGUCCAGCCCAAUAUCUCGAAAGGCACUGUGAUCGGUGUCACUGACGCUAUCCUGGUAGUGUUAUUCUCCAUUCAGCCGCUUGGGAUAACCAAGAUUUCCUUUGCCUUCUCGCCAAUCAUUGUCAUCUGGCUUGGAUUCAAUGCAGCUUUUGGGAUCUACAACCUUGCCAAGUAUGAUGCGACUGUUUUUGAAGCCUUCAAUCCAGGUCUUGCUUUUGAGUUCUUAAUCCACCACGGCGAAAAGGGGUGGAGAAUGCUUGGUGGAGUUCUCCUCGCGUUUACCGGAGUCGAGGCCCUCUUUGCGGACCUAGGAGCCUUCAGCAGACGAGCAAUCCAGAUCAGCUGGCUAUGCUACGCGUUCCCAUGCAUUUGGCUGGCAUAUAUAGGGCAAGCAGCGUAUAUCAGCGUCCACCCCGAGGCCUAUUCGAACCCUUUCUUCAACGCGGCGCCACCCGGUACAAUCUACCCCGCCCUAGUGAUUGCAAUUCUUGCCGCCAUCGUUGCCUCGCAAGCCAUCAUAUCCGCAACCUUCCAACUCCUCACGCAGGUGAUGAAGCUCUCGUACUUUCCCCAGUGCAAGGUUGUCCAUACGUCUCGAAUCUUCUAUGGUCAGCUUUACAUUCCGCUCGCGAACUGGCUGCUGAUGAUUGGAACUAUCCUGGUGGCGUCAAUCUACAAUAACACUAAAUCACUUGGGGAUGCAUAUGGGGUCUGUGUCAUGUUCGUGACGUUUUUCGACACAUGCAUGGUCUCGUUAGCUGCAAUGUUUGUGUGGCGAAUCACCCCCUACCUCGUUUUUUUCCCGUGGCUCAUAAUCGCGUGUUUGGAUGGCACUUAUCUUUCAUCGGCGCUCACCAAAGUCCCUUCUGGUGCCUGGUUCACGAUCACGCUCUCCUCAGUGCUUGCAACGAUCUUUCUUUUGUGGCGAUAUGGAAAGGAACAGCAAUGGUUGGCUGAAGCCGAGGAUCGAUUCCCUACGUCACACUUUGUGGCAACGGAGUCAGACGGCCAAAUGCAUCUGACUGAGAGAUAUGGCGGCAGCCCCAUCGGAACUAGUCGCGGUCUGGGAAUAUUUUUCGACAAGGCUGGCGAAACUACUCCGAUAGUGUUCAGCCAGUUCGUUCUUAAGCUCACAUCAAUACCGGAGGUUACCGUGUUCUUUCAUCUACGGCCCCUUGAAAUACCUUCAGUGGCCCCGGAAGACCGACAUUCUGUUUCUCGUCUUGCCAUCCCGAAUUGCUAUCGGCUGGUUGUCCGAUAUGGCUACAAUGACGAAAUUAUUACACCACAUCUUGCAAGCAUCGUCGUCGAUCAAAUCCGGAGGUAUCUAAUGUUGGAAAAAAUGCCACGGCCAGACCGUUUACCUUCAUCGCCUGUAGAAGCCGUCGCGAAUGAAGGUCCCUCCGCAGAAUAUGGCGGCACAAACAACCCUGCAACCGAUAAAGACGCGGACGGUGGAAGAGAAUUAAGUGAUCGACUAACCAGACUGGAGGGGGCGUAUGCACACAAAGUUCUUUACAUAAUUGGUAAGGAACAGAUGAAGAUCAAGACUGAUGCUUCAUUCCCCAGGAAGGUGUUGCUGCACCUUUUCUUAUGGAUCAGGGAUAACACACGCAACAAAAUGGCUAACCUUCGGGUGCCGACGGACAAGGUGAUUGAGGUGGGAUUCUUGAAGGAGAUAUGA